Molecule: messenger RNA, 4265 nt
Organism: Electrophorus electricus (electric eel)
Lineage: Eukaryota; Metazoa; Chordata; Actinopteri; Gymnotiformes; Gymnotidae
Gene: clip3
Product: CAP-GLY domain containing linker protein 3
Biological process (GO): cytoplasmic microtubule organization
Cellular component (GO): nucleus; microtubule plus-end; cell cortex
Molecular function (GO): microtubule plus-end binding
Source: RefSeq, a predicted model, not a curated record
GGCAUGAGUCAGAGACGUGACGCAGGCAGGGAAAAGGACGAGGCGCAGCUCCAUCCACCGUCGUCUUCUCAUCCUCUGUACGUUUUUUUCUAAGAUCCAGAGCAGAAGGAAAAACUGAUUAAAGAGAGAAACGAAGGUCUGGGUUUUGUGGCUUGUUAUCAGGCCCACAGUCACAUAAAUUACGAUGACUAAAGAAGAGAGUGCUGAGGUAGAGGAGACCCAGACUAUCUCUGAGUUCACGAGCCUUGUCCAUGAAUCUCGCAAGAAACCCAUCGUUCACCCAUCUGCCCAGGCUCCACUCCCCAAAGACUAUGCAUUCACGUUCUUUGAUCCGAAUGACCCGGCGUGUUUGGAGAUUCUCAUGGAUCCCCACACCACCAUCCCUGAGCUUUUUGCCAUUAUCCGGCAGUGGGUCCCACAGGUGCAGCACAAGAUUGACAUCAUCGGUGAAGAGAUUUUAAAGCGCGGUUGUCAUGUCAAUGAUCGUGAUGGGCUGACAGAUAUGACACUCCUGCACUAUAGCUGCAAAGCAGGAGCACAUGGAGUAGGAGACCCCGAGGCAGCCCUGAGGCUGACCAAUCAGCUGCUUGCUCUAGAUGCAGACGUGAGUCUGCGCAGCCGCUGGACCAACAUGAACGCACUGCAUUAUGCAGCUUACUUUGAUGUUCCCGAACUCAUCCGGGUUCUGCUCAAAGCUUCUAAGCCCAGAGUGCUCAACUCCACUUGCAGUGACUUCUACCAUGGCACUGCUCUUCACAUUGCCGCCUCCAACCUAUGCCUGGGAGCUGUCAAAUGCCUGCUGGAGCAUGGAGCCAAUCCCACUGUCCGGAAUGAUAAGGGCCAGGGCCCAGCUGACGUUGUCCCUGACCCCAUGGACAUGAGUCUGGACAAGGCAGAGGCAGCCAUGGUGGCCAAGGAGCUCAAGCAGUUGCUGCUGGACGCCGUGCCGCUCAGCUGCAAUCUGCCACGUGUAACUCUACCCAACUACGACAACAUCCCCGGCAACCUCAUGCUGUCUUCACUUGGCCUGAAACUGGGGGACCGUAUUUUGCUCGACGACAUGAAGACGGGCACCCUCCGUUUCUGUGGCACCACUGAGUUUGCCAGUGGCCAGUGGGUGGGCAUCGAGCUGGAUGAGCCCGUGGGCAAAAAUGAUGGGAGCGUGGGAGGAGUCCGCUACUUCAUCUGCCCACCCAAACUGGGAAUCUUUGCCCCAGUGUCCAAGAUCAGCAAAGCUGUCGAUCAAACCCCCUCCUCAGUUACCUCCACACCCAAAACCCCUCGCAUGGACUUUUCCCGUGUCACUGGCAAGAUCAAGAAAGAGAAGAAGGAGAAGGAUCGUGAGAAAAUUAUGAGGAAAAAGUCUUUGUCAGUGGGCAGUCUGGAUCCUGAUGGAGUCAAAGUUGAAGUGGGAGACCAAGUUCUGGUGGCCGGACAGAAACAAGGAAUCGUCCGCUUUUACGGGAAAACAGAUUUUGCACCAGGCUACUGGUUUGGAGUGGAACUGGAGCAGCCCACAGGGAAGCAUGAUGGUUCUGUGUUCGGGGUCCGCUACUUCACCUGCCUGCCCAAAUACGGAGUGUUUGCCCCACCGUCCCGAGUUCAAAGAAUUGGAGGCCCAAAGGAUUCCCAGGGUGAGGGGACACUGGUGAAGAAAGUCCACCAGGUGACUAUGUCCCAGCCAAAGCGGAACUUCAAUGCUGUGAGGUCUCCCAAAGACAUCACGUCUGAGAGUUCUAUAUCCAGCAGGUUGCUCUUCUGUUGUUGGUUCCCCUGGAUGCUCCGUGCGGAAAUGCAAUCCUAAACCACCAACCCCCUUCUCACUCAGUGGCAAACAUUCCCCUUCUCACUGUCCAUACAUCAUUGGUAUGUGCUUUUCUCUGAAAGUCACACAGACUGGCAAAGGCACAACUGUGUGAUUCCUCAAUUUCCCCUUUGACUGCAGAUCAACAGCAAAAAACUAGUGCCUUGCAAUUAUUGUCCUGCAUUCCGUUUGUUAAACAAAAGAACAAACAGUGUUUCUGGAAUUCUGAAUUAGGGAAAAAUAACCCUAACAAAAGCCAUUCAUUAGCAUGGAACUUUUCUUAGUUAGAUAACAUUUACAUGGUUGUAAAAAAAUCACCCCUAAAAUUAAUCCUCCAAAAACAUUCCAUUAAAUGUUCUUGUGUGCUUGGCCUGUGUGAUUUUGUUUUAGAAAAACACCUUUUCCGAGAUUAGUCCAAAGUAUAUUGUGACUUCUGCUGGCGUGUGCACUCUAUCUUAAUGUCAAUAUUCAGUGAGAAACAAUGCUUUAAAAUGCCUUUUUCAUUAGUUGUCUCACAACAUGCUUAUAUGUAGAAGGUUAGUGUCUGUCUCAAAUAUGUUGCCAGAUAACCUUGUGACCUCUCCCACCACUGACCAUUAAAUGAAUAUCAUAGUAGGAAUAAAUGCAAAAUACAUGUAACCUGAAAUUAUUGUGAAUUACCAGGAAGACAGCAAAAAAAAAAAAAAACUAAAAAAAAAAACAAUACAGGGUUUUCUUGUUUAUAUUCUAAUCAUUCUGAAUGCCAGUGUGGAUUAUAGCUGUACUGGCAUCCCCUCCGCAUGACAAGGUGCAGGCAUGUGCAUAUUGAUAGUGCGUGAAGUUCUAUAUCUCCCACUUGUGCUGAUUAGUAAUUUUCCUUUGCAUCAAAAGUCUGAAGAUGAGGUUAGUUUUAUAAUCUCAUGAGAUUCUGUGCCAUUACUCACAUAGACGUAAGACAAGAGAAAUGUCAUCUUCAGCCUAAUCGUAGAAGGCCUAAGUUAUAAUCAAUAAGUCAAAUCAAUCACCUCAUUCUGCAUUGUGUAAUUCAUUUUAACAUUGAAACAAAUUACAAAAUAAAACACAUUUCUGUCUUUUUUGCUAGGUUUAUAGAUGAAACUAAUUUACAAGAAUAAUUAUAUCCCUAACUUGCAUUAAUCCUAAAGCAGGUCACCCAACAAUACUAUUCUCUAUAGUACAGUGGCUGAUGUACUUACUUACCAGCCCUUCUCUCUUUCUAUAUCUCAUUUCAAUUUUUUUUUGUUAACCAAUUUUGUGAAUGUUUUACUUCAGCACCUCUAAAAUUCAAAAAUGUAUGUGAUUAUAUCUGUGUUAACAAGUGUUUAAGUAAAAACAGCAAUAUCUAAUCUAUGUCAACUUGCUAUGUGAUUAUGGAUGGUAUUUGUGUAUACUUAAACACAGCAUGAGGGAGAUAAGAUCCAGUCACUCUCUGUCCUUAAGUAAUUAAAUUGCUUUGGAGUCAUUCUCUUAAUGACACCUUUUUUAUCACAGACAGCAUUAUAGAAAUUAUAGGAUGAUCCCAGGUCUGCUGGGAACUAUGGGCUGACCAUGAGGAAAGUAAAAUAAUAAUUAUAAUAAUAAUAUAUGGAAUUGCUUAUGCAAUCUCUUUAAUACCCUGAUGAAGAGCACUGUAGUGCUGCAAAAAAGCAGUGAAUAAAAGAAUGAAAAUGUACUACUUUAAAAAAUCAUAUGAUUUUGUUUUUCAGUCAGCACAUUGCUAGUUAUAUGUGUGCUAUACAAUUUGUGUAGUGAGUACAUUGCCUUGUAGUGAUAUGAGACUAGUAAAAGGCAUUUAAGAUUGAGUGCAUAAUUUAAUUCACACAGUAAUACCAAUAAUAUGCAUAAUCAUUGAUUUUAGUGGGAUCUGGCCAUUUUUUGUAACAAGUGCAUUGUUUUACAGUGACUUUUUAUGAUGUUCACAUUUCAUCAAAACACCGCUACUCAAAAUCUCUUUAUUUCUUAUGACCUCCAUUUCCGAAGACAUUUCACUUCAUUUAAUGACAAGAUAGUGUAUGAGAUAGCUACAGAGUGUAUGAAUUAUCUCUCACUGAAUGUCUAAUUCCCUCAGUAUCAAAUAUUUAAAAUAGCAUUUUAAGUAGCUAAUCUACAUCCUCUUAAUCUAGGGUUGUGUAUCUUACUUGGUAUGAUUACUUUGUAAACAUGUCUCCGUCCAAAAAGAUAUAUUUUAAUAAUUUCAAUAUGUACUUUUUAAUGUGCAUCAGUUGGACAACCUGGUGACAGUAUCCAUGUUUGUGUACUCAUGUAAACUAUUAAGAAAGAUUUGUGAGGAUCGUAAUGCUGGGUCAGUUCUGGUUUAGCUAACUAGGCUACUGCAUGCUGUCUUUAUAAAAUUGUGCUCCUCUUUUUCCAGCAGUGUAUUUGCAUGUUAAUUCCCAUCAAUAACUUAAGUGCGAAUUCUCCUCUGACUAUGGAUAUACCAAUAAUAAACAUUUGAUGUUUCGUA